Messenger RNA from Xyrauchen texanus (razorback sucker), 4050 nucleotides. RefSeq names its product ER membrane protein complex subunit 1 (gene emc1). Gene Ontology annotation, molecular function: protein binding. Bases 21 to 2915 code for a protein of 964 amino acids. The transcript has 22 exons. Gene Ontology annotation, cellular component: EMC complex. The record is from RefSeq and is a predicted model, not a curated record. NCBI's taxonomy places the organism in Eukaryota, Metazoa, Chordata, Actinopteri, Cypriniformes, Catostomidae. Gene Ontology annotation, biological process: protein folding in endoplasmic reticulum.
GGAACGGUUCCUCUGCAGCAAUGGCUUGGCUUUUAGUGAGAUUAGCACUAUCUGUAUCUUUAUUAUAUACUUCAUCAGCGGUAUUUGAAGAUCAAGUCGGAAAGUUUGAUUGGAGGCAACAGUUUGUCGGCAAAGUGCGCUUUGCCUCGUUUGAUACUCAUUCUCAAGCCUCCAAAAAACUCCUUGUGGCAACUGACAAAAACGUGUUUGCUUCCCUCAAUUCUAGGACUGGUGACCUAUUCUGGCGCCAUGUGGAUAAGACUGGACCAGAGGGCCAUAUUGAUUCACUUCUUAUGUAUGGACAAGAUGCUGUUGUUGUUAUUGGGAAUGGCCGUCUGCUUCGCUCCUGGGAGACCACAGUCGGUGGCUUGAAGUGGGAGACAGUGCUUGAUACUGGAAGCUUUCAGGCAGCUGCCUUAAUUGGAGUCCAAGACUUUGUGAAGUAUGUGGCUGUACUUAAGAAAACUGCAAUCUCCUUCCAUGACCUUUCCAGUGGUAGCCAGAUAUGGGUGGAAAAUCUGCCUGACAGCGACACUGUUCAGUAUCAAACCAUUUAUUCUGGAGGGAAUGGAGUGGUGUUUGUUCUGGGAGUCGUCCCAAACUCCCAUAUUGUUAUUGUUGAAUACAAAAUUGAAGAUGGAGACAUCAUGAAUAAGAAAUCAGUUGAGGCACCAUGGAUGUCAAGCUUGGAGAGCAGCUGUGCAGUCAUCAGCUUAGGGAUCCUCUUGUGUGUGGAUCAGAUCACACAGUCCUUGUACACACUGCCACUGCAGUCUACAGAACAGACAGAAAUUAAACAGAUCCACCUCCAGUCUCUGGACUUGGAGGUGGCGUCUGGAUUCCAGCCUGCUCUGAGAUCCACUCAGCCCAACCCUGCGCAGCCUCCUCUCUCGGAGUUCUUCCUGCAGCUCAGUCCAGAUCAUCACAUCCUGCUGCAGCUCAAAGAUGGCCUCAUUGCUCCACUCCGAGACUUCAAUCCAUCUUAUCUGGUUGCAUUUGCCACAACUGGAGAGAAGACAGUUGCUGCUGUGAUGUCACCAAAGAAUGACACUGCCUGCAGCAUCAACCUGUUCAGUGCUGACACAGGCCGGAGACACCUGGACACCACCAUUAUCUACCACAUGGACCCUAAUGGAGGAAAGCCAAACAGAUUGUAUGUCCAUGCCUUUCUGAAGAAAGAUGACUCUGUAGGCUACAGAGUCAUGGUGCAGACGGAAGAUCUUACCCUCACGUUUUUACAACAACCUGGUAGGGUUGUCUGGACGAGGGAGGAGGCCCUGGCUGAUGUGGUCACCAUGGAAAUGGUUGAUCUGCCACUCACUGGAGCACAGGCUGAACUGGAGGGAGAGUUUGGAAAGAAAGCUGAUGGGCUGUUACCAAUGGUUUUGAAGCGCCUCUCUUCCCAGUUCAUCCUACUGCAGGCUUGGUUGACCCAUCUCUGGAAACUCUUCUAUGAUGCCCGGAAGCCUCGGAGCAGCGUGAAGAAUGAGGUCACUAUAGACACCCUGUCCCGGGAUGAGUUUAACCUCCAGAAGAUGAUGGUGAUGGUGACUGCCUCUGGGAAACUCUUUGGCAUCGAGAGUAAAUCAGGAACUGUUAUGUGGAAACACUAUUUAGAAAACAUCAAUCCCAACUCAGUUUUCAAACUAAUGGUUCAGAGGACCACAGCUCACUUUCCUCAUCCACCACAGUGCACACUUCUAAUUAAAGAUAAGGACACAGGUCUUGGAAGCCUCCAUGUAUUCAAUCCCAUUUUUGGUAAGAGGAGUCAUAUUAGCAUCCCUGCCUUACCCAGACCUAUCCUUCAGUCCCUGCUGUUGCCACUCAUAGACCAGGACUAUGCUAAAGUUCUCCUCCUCGUUGAUGAUCAGUACAAGGUCACAGCUUUUCCAUCAACUAAGAAUGUUCUCCAGCAGCUUCAGGACACAGCAUCCUCCAUAUUCUUCUACUUAGUGGACUCCAGCCAGGGCAAACUGUCUGGUUUCCGUCUACGCAAGGAUUUGUCAACGGAGAUUAUCUGGGAGGUGGUCAUCCCUACUGAAGUACAGAAGAUAGUGGCUGUCAAAGGACAACGUGCAAAUGAACAUGUUCAUUCCCAGGGCAGAGUAAUGGGAGACCGUAGUGUGCUCUACAAAUACCUGAACCCUAAUCUGCUGGCUGUUGUAACUGAGAGUACAGACACCCAUCAGGAGCGUAGCUUUGUGGGAAUCAUCCUCAUUGAUGGAGUGACUGGACGUAUUGUGCAUGAGGCAGUGCAGCGGAAGGCCAGAGGACCUGUUCACUUUGUGCACUCAGAAAACUGGGUGGUGUAUGUGUAUUGGAACUCCAAGUUUCGUAGGAAUGAGUUUUCUGUAUUAGAGCUCUUUGAGGGAGCAGAGCUCUAUAACAGCACAGUCUUCAGCUCUCUGGACAGACCACAUCCACCUCAGGUGCUACAGCAGUCAUACAUCUUCCCUGCUCCUAUUAGCACUUUGGAGGCCACACUUACAGAAAAAGGCAUCACCAGCCGACACCUUCUUGUGGGGCUGCCAUCAGGAAGCAUUUUAUCUUUACCAAAGAUGUUCCUGGACCCACGGAGACCAGAGGUGGUCUCGGAACAGAGUCGGGAGGAAAAUCUCAUACCCUAUGCUCCAGAAAUGCCCAUUCGAACAGAAUGGUUUAUAAACUACAACCAAACUGUAUCAAGUGUAAGAGGUAUCUACACUGCCCCCUCUGGCUUGGAGUCUACUUGUUUGGUGGUUGCGUAUGGUCUUGACAUCUACCAGACCAGAGUGUUCCCCUCCAAACAAUUUGAUGUCCUUAAGGAUGACUAUGAUUAUGUACUUAUCAGCAGUGUACUCUUUGGUCUCUUCUUUGCUACCAUGAUCAGCAAACGUCUAGCAGAAGUCAAACUGCUCAACAGGGCAUGGCGAUAAGACAUCCUAAUGGCCUGUUGACUUCUCUCUCACCCGCACUGCUAUGUGGUUGACACAUUGAUGGCAGGACACAGCUGGUGACCAUGUCAAGACCGCAAGAUCUUUUGAUAAGUUUUCUUUUCUUUUUCUUUUCUUUUUUACUACCAGCUGUGUCGGGGAUCUUGUGGCAUUUUGAUAGUAAGUGCAUUGACAGCCAUGGUAGUUUUUCCCUUUUCAGAGAGACAUAAUUAAUGUAGGUAUUAUUAUUUUGCCCAGCAUUUAAGAGAUCACAUUCUAAUUUCUUUAUUUAUGGUGCCUUUCGGGGUAUUUUAACAUGAUUUAAAUUAGAUAUAACCCAAAUAAAAAAUAGCCUUCCCAUUUGUUUUUUUUAUUGGAUGCUCCCUUGCAUCCUCUUGUUUUUUUUUUUUUUUUUUUUUACACAUUUCAUUCAACAAUGUCAUGGAGAUUGAAGAAUAGGUUAUGUGCACUUUCAAAUUGAAUAUUAAUGAGGGAUGUUGCAAAGAGACCCUUAUCAAUUUAAAUUAAAAAAGAUGUAAGAUUGGGUUUUGAAAUAAUAAUUUGAGUCAUUAUUUAUGUAUAUCUGAUAAUGUUUUUGAGAAUAUUUUGAGUUCCUGUUCAGGAUUAUUCAAUAUGGAUUUGAAUGGACAAAAGCUAAUGCAAAUGAGAACUGUGAAUUUUUCAAGAGUCAAGACAUUUGGAUUGUUUUCUCCUGGACAUUAGUGGUAGCAGGUGCUGCAUAGAUUAAACUAAACCAUAUGAAUAAUCUUUUUGUAGUUAUUUUAUGUUAUGUCAAAUGCACUGGAUGGUCUGGAGCCAUGUUCUUUAUUGAUCUAUUUAUUAGCAAGAUCCUAAUAUGCCAUAUCAUUCUUCAAUUUUGACUUGUUACAAAUCCUUGUGAUUUUUCUAUUAUGUAAAAUGUUUCCACUACUUCUCAUUGAUUGUACUUAACAUUUUUUGAAAGCAUGCCCUCUGCUGCAAAUUAAAUUAUGUCAGAACAAAUUUCAUUUUAAUUAUAUUUGUAACACAAGGGUAGAUCAUUAAAUUGGUGUCAAACCUAAUGUUUUAAAAAAAAAAAAAAAAAACACAUACAAUGUGUUCUUGUUCCCCUGUUAAUCACUAAUAAAAGUUUUCUCUC